AAAUUUGUCUGGAAACUGAACUUUCUUCUUGAUAUCGAAAAGAAAAAGUAAUUGAAAGAAACUCAAGCCUAGGGAAACCAAGGUAGGAGAUGCAGGGGAUCGAGUUUGUAUUUUAUGGUGGUUAUAAAUUAAGACUUGUGGCACAGAGUUAAGUGUUGUUGAAAUUGAUUCCUCGACCGUCUCCCAAAACUGGUGCAGUCCCUGAAAUUUCUUUUAUCCAAAAAUUUGGAAGAGGUAAAUCCACGAAGAUUUCAUAUAUUUAAAUAUUACUGAACCAUGAUUACAGAGAGGUGACGUUUCGCCGCACAAAUAUUAAAAAUUCGUCAGUGGAUUUCACAAAGGUCUUAAGCUUGAGCAGCAACGUUUUUGAGCGACGCACGUCAACCGAAAGUGAGCCUUUUUCUCUUUCAAUUUGCUUUAGCACUACCAAAUUUGUAAGUUUCUUUACUCUUAUAGAGACGAUUUGCCCAAAAGUUUGUUCAAAAUAACAGUUUGAGGGUGCAAAAAAAUCCACUUCCGGUUGACGCGCGUCGCUCAAAAACGUCGCUACUUAAAACUCCGUUGUAUGUCAAAUGAACUGUGGUUCGAUUUCAUCCUUGGUUUUAAUUUCCUUUCGGGUUUAGAGAAGGUAUUUUCUGAAAAUGGGUUUGAAAAAUAUUAGAAAAAAAUUCAAUCAAUAUUGAAAGCGUAACAACAAGAUAUAUAUUGGUGUACAUCAGGAUGUUAUGAUUUUUUCAUUCAGGCAAUCCGGUCCUUUCACUGCGUUAUGUGUAAAUAGUAAGUUGGGCUUUCGCUCAUGGCACAUCGCUGUGGUCACACUACAGAUUGCUAUUUGGUAGUGCAACAUGUGAAAAGCGGAGUCAUUUGUUUCUUCCGGCUUCUUUUCAAAAAAUUAGGCUAGCAUUUAUUCGGGAGCCUGUUGUUUUUAAUAAAACAAUUAUUCCAGUCGCGCGACGCGCUUUAGUUGGUUCAGCGCUUCCUCAACGAGCGCUACAGGGAAUAUUGCGCAAUAACUUGGUAUAAUGACACGACUAUAAAACAUCUGAUAGGGCAUUCUUUAUGCAGGCAGGGGUUUUGACUAAAGAUCGAGGAGACAAAUAAUAAACAAAAAGAUCUAGGGAGAAACCACAACUGAACAGCACAAAACACAAAUUAAAUAAACAACAGCAGCUUUGAUUCUAGUCCAACCUGUGUGAAUAAUUACUCUAAAAGUGGUCAGUUACUGAGUCUAAGUUCCAUAAAAUCAGUCCUAAUGGAUUGAUUUUAUCAUGGUUGAUAGCCAUUCCGCAAGGGUAACUGCUUUUAAAAUGAAUGUUUGAAUGACGAAAAAAUGAAAUAUAGCCGUUAAAGUCAGUACAAAACUAACCUUGAUUGACAGCCGCUGAACUGAAGCUGAGCUAGCUGGUCUUUUUCUUAGUAAACCUUCCCGGCGAUGGGGCCGUAUUUUGUGCCAGAUGAAUUCUUACACCCUCCUCCACCAGGCCACUUAGAGAGAGUCCUGUAUUUAAAACAUAUUGAUAUUCGUGGAAGACGUGUGCAGCCGCCAAUCAGAUAUGACAGAGUAGAGGGUGGAUGCCUCUUUCUGGAGUACCUGAUAUCUACAGACGGACCUCAGGUAAGGAAACUCUGUACAUCAUGUGCAAUGGAGCAACAGUUUAGGCACACCGGGUGUCCGAAUUGUGACAUUUAGGAGUUCACGGACAUUCCAAAGUCAAAUAGCAUGCAUUUAAAAAAUUCUUUCCUUCUCCUUUUUUUUCCUGUGAGUUUCUCAUGGAAUCAAUAAUUCAAAUUAAUUAAUCCGCCAUAAAGUUACAACAAAAAACUGACAGGGUUAAUCCAUAUGUAUGAAUUUAUUAGCGCCUUAUACGCCACAACACUUGUUUUUAAUUCGGUUGCUGAGUAAUUUUGGUUCCUAUCCGAUGUCUGGAAAUAUUUCCCCUUUCUCCUUUUAACCUCUGGCAGCCUGGCCGCAGUUGUUCAAAAUUAAAGGUUAAAAAUCGCUAAAUGUCUGAGCAGUGGAUAACACAUGUACAGUUGUUAUUUGUGGCAGUUAUCCACUAGAUGUAUUAAUAGUGAUCAGGAGCCCAUCAAAUUUGAUGGGCUCCUGUAGUGAUUUGUCCAUCGGAAAAAAGAAAGCACAAAACACUAACCGUUAUGGUUUGAACUGGGUCCUCAUUGAGGGAAGGCGAGAGAUUAGCCAUGGUCACCUUUAAGAGACUAUGUGACUCCGUCUCAAUAGGUGGUCGACAGACUCAUGACAGUGGCUUUUAAGCAGGGAAGAGGAGCGGACUCGAAGGGUGCUUCUCAAGAAAUCUUGAAGCGCGGGAUCGUCUUUAGCGGAGAAAUGUACCGAUUUCUAGGUCAUUCUAACUCACAGCUUAAAGAGAAAACCUGCUUUUUGAUGAAUGCAUCCGACGAAGACAUCUACGAUCUACUCACAAAGUUUGGAAAAUUUUCCAAGAUCAAGACGGCAGCUAAGCGUGCAAAGAGGUACCCUGCUGGAUUGAUAAGUUUAUAAAAUAGCAGUGGAAGAUGUUUGUGCGAUUGUAAGAAAUUAUGUGUAUACGACAUCCUUCUCCACCCACUGUACUUGUAAAUAUCAAUUUAUCCGCGAUGCAUACAGAAAAGGGUUUUGCCUGUUAUAAAUGAAUGUUACAGUAUAUGUUAUAUAGUUGCAUGAUAUGUGUAAGUUAUAGACCGAAAUUUAAAAACAAAAAUUUUGAGUGCCGGUUUUUUAUCUUUCAGUAUUAACCUGUAUCGUUGAAUAUCGCAGACUAUUGUCUCAGGGGCACCCAACGGCAAUUUUCGGGAAAAUAUCUGCUCGGAGGACGAUUUGAGAACUAGAAUUUUCGGAACAUUUGUUGUAAAAUUUCUUGCUUGCCUGCCUCUCCUAGGAUUUUCGAACAUCUACAAAAUGGUAUAAUUAUCCAUUUUAAACGGAUAUUUACCCUAAAAAAGGCCACCUAGAAUUUUCGGAAGCCUUUUCCUGGCUGAAAUUUUCGAAAAGGUAAGUUUUGAUCCCUAUAAUUUUCGGAUCACUAGACUUUCAGCUACGAAAUCCGAACAGAUGAAAAGUUUUUAGGGGAUAACAAUAUGCCUAUAUCUACCGUUUAAAAACUAAAAUGCGUUCAACAAUGCUAUGUUAAGUGGUUUGGAACUAUAUCCUCGUUGGGUGCCCCUGUUGUCUACAUUAUGCAAGUACUCGGCCUAACGUUGCCGAUUUUUUGUCAUGUGCUUAUGUUAUCACGAGCGGGAUAAAGAAUUUUUAAUAUGAACAGGGUUUAUAAGUCUCUUUAUUAAAGAAAACUGAUGGCAAGUUAGCAAACGGUUUUCGAAAUUUGUUCUUCAGAUUUAAAGGGACGUUGUAUUGCUUCCAUUAGCACACCUGUAGGACAAUGUAAUACCUGUUUUGACACAGGCUAAUUCUUUUUGACAUUUUCUGAUCAUUUGAUAAACAAGCCAUACAUUUUUAAAUUAAUGCGACACUGCUGCACUCCAUCAUAGCAACAUGUGUGUGAUACUAAAACGUCAAGACUGAAUUGCUUGUAAUGUCGUUAUUACUCCGUUUAUAGGAUUGGACUUUUGUUUUCCACGUUUGAUCAGAGUAUUAGUUUGGCAGAGGAUGAAUAUGAAAUAAUAGAAGACGUGAAACGAAAUAGUUACAUCUUUACAGAUGGAUGUGGUCUUAUGUCUGAUGAGUUUGCGCAAAGGAUUCAGGAUGUACGAGGCCUGGAAGCUAAACCCUGUGUUGUGCAAGUUCGGUACCAGGGAUUUAAGGGCGUUCUUCUUCUCAGUCGACAAUUAGGAGAUGGCCAGGUCAAGGUUCAGUUUCGAGAAUCAAUGAAAAAGUUUACUAUCCCGGAUGAACGCAUGCGCCAAACGUGUAGCACGUUCGGUGUCGUGAAAUGUUCACGUCCGUACACCGUGGGUUAUUUGAACAAGCAAAUCAUUAUGCUCCUUGCUGACAGUGGGGUUGACCAUACCUGCCUUACCACGCUGCAGCGCAAUUUUCAUUCUGUGUUAAGGGAACUCGGUAUCCAUGCAGAGCCCACCGAGAAUUAUCUCCGAAUCAAAGGCGAGGACAAAUUGAUAGAACGGCUUCAUAAUUAUGGCUUGGAGAGCCACCGCCUACAAAAAGACCUGAAAAGUCUUCGUGCAAAAGAGAUAAAAAAGAUGCAGAAAGAAAAUAUCACUAAUGAAAGCAGUGGUGUUGAUGACGACGAAAGUGCCAGUCCCUCGCAGUCUUCAAAAUGCAAACUGAGGGUCCUGGUACACAGGUAGGUGCUGGUACCCAUACCUCCCCUUCCCUGCAACUCCAUUUAAGGUGCCACUGUUAGUCGUUAUUUUGUCGAAUUCCACUCCGGUGCUUAAUGGCGUUCAACUGACAUGUAAAAUUGCCUAUCGCCUUCCAGCACCCCUCUAUAUAUGAUCGAACAUAUACUGAAACUGACCACCGUCGUCUCAUUCUAGAUUCAAAAUGCCUGAUACUAGUUGGGUGCGCGCACUUGGGCUCACUGUGUACUUUGUUUGCAAUAACUGUGGUUAAUACUUUGCACGAUAAGUUUAUAUAUGGCCCUUCAGUUUGGACUGUGAGCAUAGACUGAGCAGCACGAGCACGACUGCUUAAAUCUUUGCGGGCUUUGUAGAUGAUCGCUUGUUAAACAAUUCUUUUCACUGUGACGGGACAGAUAUGGCGAUGACUUAACCUUCGAUCUACCACUCAGCUAUCUCGAAGGUUAUAAUUAAGAUUUCCAAAACAUGAUUGGAUUGGCUUAUUUUUUACAGAUCAAGACUGGUGUUUGGUGUUUGUGAUCCCCUUAACCAGCUUCAGUAUGGCGAGUGUGUUUUCCAGCCAACUUUAUUUGAUGAAGUGCAGCAUUCAGAAUUCCAAGUAGCGCAAGAAGUGAUGGUUGUUCGUAAUCCGUGUUACCACCCCGGUGACAUACGUGUCUUGAGACUCGUCAAGGACAACCCACAAUACGCACAUCUAAGCGACUGUAUUGUGUUUCCAACGAGAGGACCCCGCCCGCACGCUGACGAAUCUUCAGGAGGGGACCUUGAUGGCGACGAGUUUUUCGUCAGUUGGGACCCAGAUCUGAUUCCCAGAUGGCGUCCUAAUCCGUUUGACUACUCGUCUAACAGCCCACUAAACGUCAUUCCAGACACAAUAAAGAAGGUACCGAGAUAGCUAAAGGCUUCUACAGUCCACGAUUAGUUUUAGUCUCGCAUCCUCUAUGAAAAUUGAAGCCUACUUAGUCUAAGUGUAGAGCCCAUCCGCCCUCUUCCCCCCCAUUCUGCCCUACCUCGAGCUGUAAGUUUAAAGGAAGCUUACUCUGAUUAGUUAAAAGCAUGAAAACCAAAGUAACAGAAAACUCAGACCUUCAAUUAACUACGGUUAUUUCUUGGACAACCAUUGUUAGCUCUACCAUUCCUCUCGAUUACAUUAAUUUCAUCUUGCAAAAUCCAGUUGCAAGUUAAUUAUCCGGGAAGUAGUGAAAUUUGAUGAUACCUGGAAGGCUCUGGGGCCCUAUCACGAUGGGACUUACUUAGUUUGUCUUAUUGAAAUACUGACGCACAGAUCAGGGUAAAUGUCCUGAUCGACCAUCCCCGACCGCGCAUGUCGUGGGAGAACUUCCGUGCGGUUCCCAGCCAACAGCUACCACAUGUGUUGUGUGGAGCUGGUGCUUAAAGGAGUGCGGCUUCACGUACUCUCCUCGGCAGUAAAGAGUCUUUGAAAUACAGGUUCGCCUGUUUAUAGAUCUGAUGGCAAGGGCGAAACAGCUGUCCAUGGCUUCCACUGGCCGGAUGAUAUGGCUGUGUGCAUGCGUAAGGUACUGGCCAGGCCGCGGGUUGGUGCAGUUGUGCCCCUUACAUUUGUCUUGUCUUGACUUGCCUCAGUUUGUCCUAACUAUCACGAUGACUAUUAUUAUUGUAUGCCUUCUUUCAGUACCUGGAACAUGUUGCCAGCUCAGUAGAACAGGGUGUGUCUGCCUGGAGUCAUAAAUUACUACCAUCACUGUUUGGAACACCGCAGGAAGCAGAAAAGGAAAGAAAUAAGAGGGAGCGACUGCACAUGCUCAAGUAUUUCACUAACUUCAACAACGAUCUGGUUGGAAGGGUGGAUGCCAUAUUCAUGAAGUACGCAGCAUUGUAUGGGCCUUCUUGUCGUGAGUGUGUUUAUUUAAAUAGGUAAGCAAGUCACGUAUACUUUUCUCCCCUCUGUAAAAUAGAACUGAAUCAAAUUCUCAUGGGCUGUCAGUCAUUAGCGAAGAACAAACGCCUUGGAAAGGAAAGGUUAAAAGGCAUAUGAGUCAGUGUUGGUAUUCUGCUAUAGUUCACUUGCAUUGCUGCCAGAAUAAUAGCUACUGGCAGUUAAUAGUGCCAUAUGAAUAAGGCCGCUUCGUGAUGGUCCCUUUUUCUCAGUCGAUUUAGGUCACUGGAACAAAAAUGCCAUUUACGAAUUGCCCAAACUCUGUUUCCAAACGACGCUAAGUGCAACUGAAGCCUUUGAUAUGAAAAUAAUUUUUAAUUUUCAUGCAAAUAAAACUCAUUUUCACAACAAAGGUUUUGAAAUUAGCCUCGUUUUGGUAUUGAAACUCGUAAAUGGCCCAUUAGAUUAAGAGUCGAAUAUAAUUACCCUUGAGUGUUAGGUUAUACACUUAAAAAAUUAAAUGAGGCCUUCAAAACAUCACCAUAGACACUCAGUAUCACAGUCAAAAUAUUCUACUAAGCCUUUUCUCUUUGUUUGAUCAACCCUUACGGUAGUCUUUUCCACAUCUUUAUUUAUUCAUAUUUCUACGAACUUGACGAUCGCGAUCUUUUAAUCCGAAGUUGAGAUAAGUUUGUUCUUACACGUUGUUAGCAUUGCUUUAAAAACCUUUGCAUCAGUGUCGGAAACAACCGUCUUUUUCUGUAACAGGUUCUUUUCUGACGCCGUGGAUAUGCUUGCGGAGAAACAAAGCGUCAUUGCCGAGCUUUGCGAGUUAGAGCGUGAGUACAAAAGAAUAGAACGCAAUCCACCAGACCGCAGCCCAAACGCUCUCGGGCAGCUUCUUGGGUUGAUCGUUAAACAGAAGCCGCCAUUCCGACGAGGUGAUGACGUGUGGACACGCAUGGAGGAAACGACACGAUUAUUUGUGGAGGAAAUGACAGGAAGAUCCUAACUGAUCCACUGGAAACAGUUUUAAGAGACGUUACAACCGACUACUAUCAAUUUGUAAGUUAAGCCGAAAGUUGGCCAGAAUAUUACCCGACGACUACUAGUCUUGAAUUGGAUACAGACUUUACGGCUAUCGGUUAAUUUUUUUCAGUUACUAUUAACCAAAAAGUUAAAAAUUAAUUUCUAUUGUUUCAAAGAGUUAAAUAUCAAUAAACCUGUAUUUUUUGUAUCUUCCAGCAAAAUAAAGGUCUUAGGAUCAUCUCGGG
Porites lobata is the source of this 7425-nucleotide messenger RNA. NCBI's taxonomy places the organism in Eukaryota, Metazoa, Cnidaria, Anthozoa, Scleractinia, Poritidae. The record is from the annotation of a GenBank genome assembly.